AUGGCCGGUUUGAAAGACGUCGUUACUCGUGAAUACACCAUCAACAUGCACAAAAGAUUGCACGGUGUUUCCUUCAAGAAGAGAGCCCCAAAGGCUGUGAAGGAAAUUAAGAAGUUCGCCAAGUUGCACAUGGGUACCGACGAUGUCAGAUUAGACCCAAAGUUGAACCAAGAGAUCUGGAAGAGAGGUAUCAAGGGUGUUCCAUUCAGAUUGAGAUUGAGAAUCUCUAGAAGAAGAAACGAAGAAGAAGACGCCAAGAACCCAUUGUUCUCCUACGUCGAACCAGUCGUCGUUGCCUCCGCUAAGGGUUUGCACACCGUUGUCGUUGACGAAGACGAAGCUUAA
This is a messenger RNA of Kluyveromyces lactis, 345 nucleotides long. RefSeq names its product 60S ribosomal protein eL31 (gene RPL31B). NCBI's taxonomy places the organism in Eukaryota, Fungi, Ascomycota, Saccharomycetes, Saccharomycetales, Saccharomycetaceae. Gene Ontology annotation, molecular function: structural constituent of ribosome. Gene Ontology annotation, cellular component: ribosome; cytosolic large ribosomal subunit. Gene Ontology annotation, biological process: cytoplasmic translation. The record is from RefSeq and is a predicted model, not a curated record. The transcript has 2 exons. Bases 1 to 345 code for a protein of 114 amino acids.